AUGAUUUUUGACGCGCAAUAUCUUCUUCGAUACGCGCAGCCAACCUUCCUACAUCAUUUAAAGGAAGCUGUGCUUCAAACAGUAAGUGUAAUAUUUGAAGAUCCUGGUGUCCAGGAGUUGCUGGUCAAACUAUACCAUAAAGAAUGGAGUGAGGGGCAGGUUACUGAAUACUUGGUUGCAACAUUUGGCGAUUAUUUUACUGAUGUAAAAAUGUACAUUGAAGAAAGGUCUUUUAGGAGGUUUGUUGAAGCUUGCCUAGAGGAAACAGUGGUUGUUUAUGUUGACCGUCUUUUAACACAGAAAAACUACAUCAAGGAGGAAACUAUUGAACGGAUGAGGCUAGAUGAGGAGUUCAUCAUGGACUUUUUUAGGGAACAUAUCAGUGUUUCUAAAGUUGAAAACAGAGUGAGUGUACUUAGUGACUUGAGGGAACUUGCUUCAGCAGAGAGCCUCGAUACUUUCACACUCAUCUAUACAAAUAUACUUGAACAUCAACCUGACUGCCCGCCUGAAGUUGUUGAGAAACUUGUUGGUCUACGAGAAGGAAUUCCUCGGAAGGAUGCCAAGGAGGUCAUACAAGAGUGCAAAGACAUAUAUGAAAAUUCUCUUAUUGAUGGAAGACCUCCAAAGACAGGUUUUGUUUUCCCCCGGGUGAAGUGCUUAACUGCUUCCAAAGGUGGACUUUGGCGUAAACUCACUUGA
This is a messenger RNA of Vicia faba (fava bean), 702 nucleotides long. The record is from the annotation of a GenBank genome assembly. NCBI's taxonomy places the organism in Eukaryota, Viridiplantae, Streptophyta, Magnoliopsida, Fabales, Fabaceae.